CACCUCGCGUCUCGUAUAAAGCCCCUCUCCGGCCGGCCCGUCAGUCGCGCUUCCCUCACCUCCGUCGUCUCCCUCCUCCGCCUCCUCCUUCUCGUGGAUCCCUCCCGGUCGCGGCCCCGUCUCUCCUCCUCCUCCGUCUCGGCCUCUACACGGACCUCCGCUGCGCACCGCUCCCACCCGGCCCCGCCGCCGCCGCCCUCUGCCGUUCCCCCUCCGCUCCCGCCCCGCCGCUGCCCAGCAUGGCCGUCGUCGACUUCAACACGGGCCAUGCGAUGGACUACUCGCUCGGCUUCAUCCUGCUCGGCGUCUUCUUCAACGUCUGGCUGUACGGCUUCAGUGUCGUGCAGACGUACCUCUACUUUAUCAACUUUCCCAACGACAAGCGGGCCAUGCGCGCCUUCAUCGGCGUGCUCAUCCUCGCCGACACGCUGCACACGGCGCUGUGCUGCCACUUCGUGUACGCCUACCUCGUCACGCACUUCGGCGACAUCGCAUUCGCCUCGCGCGCCACGCACACGUUCAGCGCCGACCCGAUCCUCACGUCGAUCAUCGCGCUCAUGGCGCAGAGCUUCUUCGCGUGGCGCAUCUGGAAGCUCACGCGCUCGCCGUGGGUGCCGGGCAUCAUCAUGCUCACCGGCGGGCUCAGCAUGCUCGCGGCCAUCGGCACGACGAUCGGCGUCGAGAUCGUGCGCGAGUUUGCCAAGUUCCAGAAGUUCCAGGUGGCCGUCAUCAUCUGGCUGGCGUGCGCCGCCGUCGCCGACGGCAUCAUCACGACGGGCCUGAUCAUGACGCUGAACAAGUCGCGCACCGGCUUCACGCAGACGGACGACGUGAUCAGCAAGCUCAUCCGGCUGACGCUGCAGACGGGCCUGCUCACCGCCUCCGUCGCCGCCAUCGACCUCAUCCUCUUCUGCGCCAGCACGACGACGGCGCACCUGCUCUUCAACCUGCCGCUCGCUAAGCUCUACGUCAACUCGCUGCUCUCGACGCUCAAUGCGCGCGCCGUCUACCAGGACCGCCAGCGCUACACGAUGGGCUCGAGCAGCAACGGCGCCAACGGCGUCGGCGCCGGCAUGCACAAGGAGGACGGCGGCGGCAACGUGCACUUCACCAGCUCGGCCCGCGGACGCCACAGCCGCUUCAACGCCACGGCCUCGGGCGACUCGGAGCGCGAGCAGGCCGCCUCGCGCACGGCGUCCUUCUUCCGGCAGGGCAAGAGCGCCGCCGGCGGCCGCGAGAUCGGCGUCGGCCAGACACUCUCGCGCGGCGGCGGCAACGCGGAUCUCGAGGGCGGCAUCCAGAUCACCACGAUCGAGGAGCGCUACGAGGACCCGCCGGCGCUCGCCAUGCUGCCGCACAUCUCGCACGCGCACGGCGAGAAGAUCGACGAGCGCGGCGCCUACACGGGCACCAACACGCCCACCGGCACGCACCCGUACUCGCUCGGCGCCGAGCAGAACAAGAGUCUCGAGACGACGGGCACCGGCCGCCUGCCGUCGGACGACGACGUGUACGACGACGCCAGCCGCAGCUUCGGCGACGACAAGUGAGCCGCUGCGGCGCCAGCCCGCUCGCCUGUUCCCUUUGUGUUUCCUUCCAGCCUCCGGACACCCUCAUUCUCGAUCGUGCAGGCAUCUCGCAUCCUCGCAUCUCGCAUCAUCUUGCAUCGCAUCGCAUCCCCGCACGUCACGCCUUCGCUUAGCGCCUCCUCUGGUCCCCUCGUGUCCCCCACACCAUCAAGACGCGGGCCCGCGCCGCCCUGUAUUCCAUCACGACGCCUCGUCUGACAAGCCAUGCUUGCAUAUCGCU
This is a messenger RNA of Tilletiopsis washingtonensis, 1809 nucleotides long. RefSeq lists its product as hypothetical. The transcript has 2 exons. Bases 240 to 1550 code for a protein of 436 amino acids. The record is from RefSeq and is a predicted model, not a curated record. NCBI's taxonomy places the organism in Eukaryota, Fungi, Basidiomycota, Exobasidiomycetes, Entylomatales.